UUUCCUGUCUGCCAAACACUUUUUCCUAUAAAAACCAACCUACUUUUAAUAAUGGAGAUUCAUUUCAAUUUAUAAGGAUAAAACUUAUAAGAUUCCUAUAAUUUUACCAAAAAAGAAAAGUAGGCAAAUGGAUGGGCUUGGAAGAGAUGAAGAUAAGGUAGAUAAUGGAUUCAACCAUGAAGAAGAAGAAGAACAUGGCGGUCGCAAGAGCAGUAACAAUGGAGCUGAGCACGAGAUGUCGGUGGAACAAAUCUUUGAGAACAGGGAAGUACCGCCAUGGAAGAAACAACUGACGAUGAGGGCGUUCGCCGUGAGCUUCGUGUUGAGCAUAUUGUUUACUUUCAUAGUAAUGAAGUUGAAUUUAACAACCGGAAUCAUCCCUUCCCUCAACGUCUCGGCUGGAUUGUUAGGGUUUUUCUUCGUCAAGACGUGGACUAAAUUGCUCUCAAAAUCCGGUUUGCUCAGACAGCCCUUUACCCGCCAAGAAAACACCGUGAUUCAAACCUGCGUCGUCGCCUCCUCCGGCAUCGCCUUUAGCGGGGGAUUCGGGAGUUACCUCUUCGGAAUGAGCGAACGUGUCGCAAAGCAAUCUGGGGAUAACGGCGGUUUCAAGAAUCCGUCACUCGGAUGGAUUAUUGGCUUCCUCUUUGUUGUUAGCUUUCUCGGUCUCUUCUCAGUGGUGCCUCUUCGGAAGAUCAUGAUCAUAGACUUCAAGUUGACAUAUCCGAGUGGUACUGCAACUGCACAUCUCAUCAAUAGCUUCCAUACUCCUCAAGGAGCUAAGCUAGCAAGGAAGCAAGUGAAAACAUUGGGGAAGUUCUUUUCUUUCAGCUUUUUAUGGGGUUUCUUUCAAUGGUUUUACACUGCUGGAGACGGUUGUGGAUUUAUUAGCUUCCCUACGUUUGGGCUUAAAGCAUACGAAAACAUGUUUUUCUUCGAUUUCUCAGCAACAUAUGUUGGAGUAGGGAUGAUUUGCCCCUACAUAAUAAACAUAUCAGUGCUGCUUGGAGGAAUACUUUCAUGGGGUCUAAUGUGGCCUCUCAUUGAAAAUAGAAAGGGUGAUUGGUUUAAUGCAGAUCUUCCCAAAAAAAAUAUGCACGGCCUACAAGGUUACCAGGUGUUCAUUGCCAUAGCCUUGAUCCUAGGUGAUGGGCUAUACAACUUUGUCAAGGUGUUUACUAGAACCCUCACAGGCUUGUUUUAUCAAUUUCGAGGACAACAAUCUCUCCCCGUUGCAAAUCAGCAUUCUUCUGAUACCUCAGACAAGCUAUCAUACGAUGACCAGCGCCGAAUCCAACUCUUUCUAAAAGACCAAAUUCCUACAUGGUUUUCUGUUGCAGGUUAUGUAACAAUUGCUAGCAUCUCCACCAUAGUUCUUCCAUUCAUCUUUCCUGAACUCAAAUGGUAUUACGUAUUGGUCAUUUACAUCUUUGCACCAACAUUGGCUUUUUGCAAUGCAUAUGGAACUGGAUUGACCGAUUGGUCCCUUGCUUCGACCUAUGGUAAGCUAGCAAUCUUUACGAUUGGAGCUUGGGCUGGUCCAAAUGGUGGUGUCCUUGCAGGUCUCAUAGCAUGUGGUGUAAUGAUGAACAUUGUUGCAACAGCUUCUGACCUAAUGCAGGAUUUUAAGACCGGUUACUUGACCCUUGCUUCUCCUAGGUCCAUGUUUGUUAGCCAAGUGAUUGGCACAGCCAUGGGCUGCAUAGUUUCGCCUUGUGUCUUCUGGCUGUUCUACAACGCAUUCGAUGACCUUGGACUUCCCGGCAGUCAAUAUGCCGCUCCUUUCGGAAUUGUUUAUCGCAACAUGUCUGUACUGGGAGUGCAAGGCUUCUCUGCUUUGCCGAAAGACUGCCUCUUGUUAUGUUACGUGUUCUUCGGUGCAGCCAUUCUAAUAAACUCCAUUAAAGAUAUGCUGGGUAAGAAAUGGGGAUCCUGCAUUCCACUUCCGAUGGCAAUGGCAAUACCUUUUUACCUCGGCCCGUACUUUGCCAUUGACAUGUGUGUCGGAAGUUUGAUUUUGUUCGUUUGGGAAAAGUUAAACAAAGAAAAGGCCGCUGCGUUUGCACCAGCAGUUGCCUCCGGUUUGAUCUGUGGUGACGGUAUAUGGACUUUGCCAAGUUCAAUACUCGCUCUAGCCGGGGUUCAACCACCAAUUUGCAUGAAAUUUCUCUCGAGGGCAACAAACGCUAGGGUCGAUAAUUUCUUGAACUCAAAAAGUUGAAUGCAUUCGUACAAAAUCUAUAGAUGGUUACCCUAGGCACGUAAAACAGCAUCGUCAAUUAUUUAUAAUUUUGUAUGUUAUGUGCAUGUUAUUUCUCCGCGUUUUCUUUUUCUGCUGGUAUUGUUGGCACGACAAAAUGAAGUACGACGAGUGAUGAAUCAUCGGGUAUCAAAGGAUUGUGAUGUAUGUUAUAGGUGAAUGAAUGAAUGAAAAGUGACAUAUAGUUAGUUCAUACGGUCUUUGUUCUAGCAUGUGUGAUACGUAAAAUACUUAGUGUCGCUAGGUUUUUCAAUUGAAGUUAUACUGAAAGUUUGGCUCAUUUCCUGAUA
Molecule: messenger RNA, 2550 nt
Organism: Gossypium raimondii (Peruvian cotton)
Lineage: Eukaryota; Viridiplantae; Streptophyta; Magnoliopsida; Malvales; Malvaceae
Product: probable metal-nicotianamine transporter YSL5
Exons: 6
Coding region: 128-2221 (697 amino acids)
Cellular component (GO): membrane
Molecular function (GO): oligopeptide transmembrane transporter activity
Source: RefSeq, a predicted model, not a curated record